UGAGCAGUAGAAGGGAUGCAAAAACAGAGGAAGGUAACAGAGGCGCCAUUGUUGUUCUUCUUUGAGAGAAAGAGACCUCAGAGGUUUCCUCCCAUCAGGGAUUUGGGAAUUUUCGGCUGCCCUUUCUCGGCAAGGAUUCCGACGAAUCUCAACUCCAUUAUUAUUACAAGUUUCCAUACAGGCUUUUCGUUUUGGUUUUGCUCUGCCCCUGCUCUGCUG
Linum tenue is the source of this 219-nucleotide messenger RNA. The record is from the annotation of a GenBank genome assembly. Lineage: Eukaryota; Viridiplantae; Streptophyta; Magnoliopsida; Malpighiales; Linaceae.